AUGGAUCCAGAUGUGGAGAAGGCCGCGCUCGAAGCUCGGGACCAGGAGCACUCCGAGUUCCUUGCACAUCGCGAGGUCGAGGAGCCACCACGAAGGACUUCUACCGACAGCGACACCACCCGCGAUCCUGAAGACGAGCGGGAAGAGGCCCGUCGCAACAACCCCCUGGGCCUGACCAGGACCAAGUCCGGCGUCUCAGUCGAACAGGCCCGAGACGACUUCCAGCAGCUGCGUCGUGAGAUUUCCAGUCUCUCGAGGGCAUCCAGGGCCAGCCGCGAGGCAAGUCGCAAGGGCAGCAGGCAUGACAUCAAGCAGGAGAAAACCCACGAGGCCAUCGACGUAGCCGAAUCCGGCGGAACAUCGACCACACUCUCCGACGAUGAGCAGUUCGACCUGGAGGGGGCCCUGCGGACGGGCCUGGACGCCGAGCAGCAGGCCGGCAUCCGGCCGAAGCACAUCGGUGUUUACUGGGACCAAUUCACUGUCAAGGGAAUGGGUGGCUUCUCCAACUUUGUCAAGACCUUCCCGGACGCAUUCAUCGACUUUUUCGACGUCAUCUCCCCCUUCAAGAACAUCCUUGGACUCGGCAGGAAGGGCACCGAGGCCACGCUCCUGGACAACUUCCGCGGCGUCUGUCAACCUGGAGAGAUGAUCCUGGUUCUGGGUAGGCCUGGUUCUGGAUGCACGACCUUCUUGAAGACCAUUGCGAACCAGCGGUAUGGAUACACGAGCAUCUCUGGCGAGGUCCUUUAUGGACCGUACGAGGCCAAGGACUUCAACCUGUACCGAGGGGAGGCAGUCUAUAACGCCGAGGACGACCUGCACCACCCAACCCUUACCGUGGAGCAGACCCUCGGCUUCGCUCUGGACACCAAGACUCCCAAGAAGCUUCCGGCCGGUCUGACGAAGAACCAGUACAAGAAAUCAGUCAUCGACAUGCUGCUCAAGAUGUUCAACAUUGAGCACACGCGCAACACCAUUGUUGGUGGGCAUUUCGUGCGUGGUGUCUCUGGAGGUGAACGCAAGCGUGUCUCCAUUGCGGAGAUGUUGAUCACAAAUGCUUGCAUCCUGUCCUGGGACAACUCAACUCGUGGCUUGGAUGCAUCGACGGCACUGGACUUUGUCAAGUCGCUCCGGAUCCAGACGGACUUGUACCGGACGACGACUUUUGUCUCUCUGUACCAGGCCUCCGAGAACAUCUACAAGGAGUUCGACAAGGUGCUCGUCAUCGACGGUGGAAAGCAAGUCUACUUCGGCCCCUCCAACACAGCGAGAGCCUACUUCGAAGGCCUCGGUUUCGCCCCUCGUCCGCGACAGACGACACCGGAUUACGUGACGGGUUGCACGGAUGAGUUCGAACGCCAGUACGCGGAGGGAUACUCCGAGGAGAACGCACCGCACGACCCCGAGUCCCUGGCCGAGGCGUUCAAGGCCUCACAGCUGUCGAAAGACCUGGCCCAGGAGAUGACGGAGUACAAGGCGCGCCUCAAGGAGGCCCAGCAGCAGCACGACGACUUCAGGAUAGCGGUGCAGGAGAGCAAGCGGACCGGUGCCAAGAAGUCUGUCUACGCGGUUGGUUUCCACCUGCAAGUCUGGGCUCUGAUGAAGCGGCAGUUCGUCCUCAAGAUGCAGGACCGGCUCGCACUUAUCCUCGGGUGGCUGAGGAGUAUCAUCAUUGCCAUCGUCCUCGGAACCCUGUACCUCAAUCUCGGCCAGACGUCAGCCAGUGCUUUCAGCAAGGGUGGUCUGAUGUUCAUCUCGCUCCUGUUCAACGCCUUCCAGGCCUUCUCGGAGCUCGGCGGUGUCAUGACAGGCCGGGCUGUGGUCAACAAGCACAAAGCAUAUGCCUUCCAUCGGCCUUCGGCCCUGUGGAUAGCACAGAUCAUUGUCGACCAAGCCUUUGCCGCUUCGCAGAUUCUCGUCUUCUCGAUCAUCGUCUACUUCAUGGCGAAUCUCUCCCGGAGCGCCGGCGCAUUCUUCACGUUCUACCUCAUGGUCCUGGUUGGCAACAUCGCCAUGACGUUGUUCUUCCGAAUCCUCGGCUGCAUCAGUCCCGACUUUGACUAUGCCAUCAAGUUCGCCGUCGUCAUCAUCACCUUCUUCGUGACAACCGCAGGCUAUAUGAUCCAGUACCAGGCUGAGAAGGUCUGGUUGCGGUGGAUCUACUGGAUCAAUGCGCUUGGCCUGGCCUUCAGCGCCAUGAUGGAGAACGAGUUCAGCAGGAUCGAAAUGACAUGCUCGGGCCCGCAGCUCAUCCCGUCUGGCCCGGGCUACGACGACAUUAACCACCAGGUCUGCACCCUGGCUGGGUCCCGACCAGGCACUGAUCAGGUCUCUGGGAGCGACUACAUCGUCGAGGGGUUUUCGUACCACCCAGAGGACCUGUGGAGAAACUUCGGCAUCAUCAUAGCUUUGAUCGUCGCCUUCCUGUUCCUGAACGUCCUGUUGGGUGAGCUCGUCAAGUUCGGAAUGGGCGGCAACACCUUCAGGAUCUUCCAGAAGCCCAACGCCGAGAGGAAGGCCCUGAACGAAGCCCUGGCCAAGAAGCUGGAGGAGCGCCAGAAGAACAAGACCGAGGUCGAUGCGGGUGGCGACAUGAAGAUCGAGUCCAAGAGUGUCCUCACGUGGGAGAACCUUGUCUAUGAUGUCCCAGUUCCCGGUGGAACCCGACGACUCCUCAACAAUGUGUUUGGCUACGUCAAGCCUGGUGAGUUGACGGCUCUGAUGGGUGCUUCAGGCGCCGGAAAGACGACCCUGCUGGACGUGCUUGCCGGGCGCAAGAACAUCGGUGUCAUCGGGGGUGAUAUCCUGGUUGAUGGUAUCAAGCCCGGCAAGGAGUUCCAGCGAUCCACCAGUUACGCCGAGCAACUCGAUAUGCACGACCCGUCCCAAACUGUCCGAGAGGCACUGCGAUUCUCAGCCGAUCUGCGUCAGCCCGUUGAGACUCCCCAAGAGGAGAAGUACACAUACGUCGAAGAUGUCAUUGCCCUGCUGGAAAUGGAGAGCAUCGCCGACGCCAUCAUCGGGUCCCCCGAGGCCGGCUUGACCGUCGAGCAGCGCAAGCGUGUGACGAUCGGAGUCGAGCUGGCGGCGAAACCCCAGCUUCUGCUCUUCCUCGACGAGCCCACCUCCGGUCUCGACAGCCAGAGCGCGUACAACAUCGUCCGUUUCCUCCAGAAGCUUGCCCGCGCCGGCCAGGCCAUUCUCUGCACCAUCCACCAGCCCAACGCCGCGCUCUUCGAGAACUUCGACCGCCUGCUCCUCCUGAAGUCCGGAGGUCGCUGUAUCUACUUUGGAGACAUUGGCAGGGACGCCCGCGUCCUGCGUGAGUACCUGGCGCGUCACGGCGCCGUCGCCGGAGAGACCGACAACGUGGCCGAGUUCAUGCUGGACGCGAUAGGAGCGGGAUCGUCGCCGCGGAUCGGCGACAAGGACUGGGCCGACAUCUGGGAGGACAGCAGCGAGCUGGCCAACGUGAAGGACCACAUCUCGCAGCUCAAGGAGUCCCGGAAGGCGGCCGGCGAGCAGGUCGACCCGACGCUGCAGAAGGAGUACGCGUCGACGCUGUCGCACCAGCUGCAGGUGGUCAUCAAGCGCACCAGCCUGUCGUACUGGCGGUCGCCCAACUACCUCUUCACGCGGCUGUUCAACCACGUCAUCAUCGCCCUGCUCACCGGCCUGACCUUCCUGAACCUGGACGACUCGCGCUCGUCGCUGCAGAACAAGGUCUUCGUCAUGUUCCAGGUGACGGUGCUGCCCGGUCUGAUCAUGUCGCAGGUCGAGGGCAUGUACCACUUCCAGCGCUCCAUCUUCUUCCGCGAGCAGUCGUCCAAGAUGUACUCGGCCUUCACCUUCACCACCUCCAUCGUGCUGGCCGAGAUGCCCUACUCGGUCCUCUGCGCCGUCGCCACCUUCCUGCCCUUGUACUACAUGCCUGGCCUGCAGACCGAGUCGUCCCGCGCGGGCUACCAGUUCUUCAUGAUCCUCAUCACGGAGCUCUUCGCCGUCACCCUAGGCCAGGGCCUGGCGGCGCUGACGCCCUCAAUGUUCAUCUCGUCGCAGUUCGACCCCUUCAUCGUCAUCACCUUCGCCCUCUUCUGCGGCGUCACCAUCCCCGGGCCCCAGAUGCCGGGAUUCUGGCGCGCGUGGCUGUACGAGCUCGACCCCUUCACCCGCCUCAUCGGCGGCAUGGUCACCACCGCCCUGCACGGCCUCGAGGUCCGCUGCACCGACGUCGAGCUCAACCGCUUCACGGCGCCCGCGGGCCAGACCUGCGGCCAGUACAUGGAGCCCUACUUCGCCUCGGGUGGCCCUGGCUACAUCGUCAGCAACGACACCAGCGACUGCGGGUACUGCGCCUACAAGGUCGGCGACCAGUUCUACGAGCCCCUGGGCAUGAGCUUCGACAACCGCUGGAGGGAGCUGGGUAUUUAUCUCGCCUUCGUCGGGAGCAACCUGAUCAUCCUGUUUUUGGCGGGCCGCUUCCUCAACUACAACAAGCGAUGA
Messenger RNA from Diaporthe citri, 4506 nucleotides. RefSeq lists its product as uncharacterized. Gene Ontology annotation, molecular function: ATP binding; ABC-type transporter activity; ATP hydrolysis activity. Gene Ontology annotation, biological process: transmembrane transport. The transcript is spliced from 2 exons. Gene Ontology annotation, cellular component: membrane. The record is from RefSeq and is a predicted model, not a curated record. Lineage: Eukaryota; Fungi; Ascomycota; Sordariomycetes; Diaporthales; Diaporthaceae. Bases 1 to 4506 code for a protein of 1501 amino acids.